GCUGCUCGUGCAUAUAGGCUGAGUGUUGUCCCCGGAAUCGGACGAUGGGCUGAACGUCCUCCGAAAGAAGGAGCGUGAGUUGUGUCAGACUUUGUUCUGGUCUCAUUUUCUUCUGCUAGUCGCUGCUAACUCCGGUCAGACAUGGAGAGAGUUGUCAUUGUAACCGGCGCGAACAGUGGCAUCGGCCUGGCCUUGUGUGAAAGGCUGCUCAGUACGGACCGCCAGCUCCGACUGUGUCUGGCCUGCAGGAACAUGCAGCGGGCCGAGGCCGCCCGCUCUGCCCUCCUGACCUCCCACAGCGACGCCCACGUGGAUCUGUUGCACCUCGAUGUGGGCUCUGUGCAGUCAGUGCUCAACGCUGCUAAGGAGGUCAAGGCCCGGUACAGCAGAAUUGACUUCCUGUAUCUAAAUGCAGGAAUUAUGCCCAAUCCACAAGUGAGCGUCACUGCUUUUUUCAAGGGUCUGUUUUCCAGGAACGUCAUCAACAUGUUUGCGACAGCAGAGGGUCUCUUAACUCAACAGGAUCGCCUCAACUCAGAUGGCCUACAAGAAGUGUUUGCUACUAACCUCUUUGGUCAUUUCCUCCUGAUCAGGGAGCUGGAGCCUCUACUGUGUCGGCCGGCUCACGCGUCCAGGCUAGUGUGGACCUCCUCGAGUAAUGCCCGUCGCUCUGCCUUCAGCAUCGAGGACAUUGAGCACAGAAAUGGAACGGAGCCCUACAGCUCCUCCAAAUACGCUUCAGACAUGCUCAGCCUGGCACUCAACAGACACAAGAACGAACAGGGGUUGUUCUCCUCUGUAAUAUGUCCAGGUCUGGUGAUGACUAACUUGACCUAUGGUAUCCUCCCUUCCUUCUUCUGGACUCUCAUCAUGCCCAUCAUGUGGUUGAUUAGGAUUUUCACCAACACUUUUACACUGACUCCAUACAAUGGAGCAGAGGCACUGCACUGGCUGUUUGUUCAAAAGCCAGAGUCUCUGGAUCCAAGAGCAAAGUAUCACAGUUUAACAUCAGGCCUCGGAACAAACUACACUCAGCCUCGAAAAAUGGACAUUGAUGAUGAAAUGUCUGAGGUCCUGUUUUCAAAACUUCUCGAACUUGAGAAAGUGGUCAGAAGGAAACUCAGUGAGACAAAUGCUGAUAACGAAGCUCAUCACAAGUAACUCAGCCAGAUAGAGUAGACGGGGUCUUUGGUGGGGAAGGUUUUCCUCUUUCGAAGUGGACCAGGUGCAGUGUGAACCAUUUAUCACAGCUCUAAUUCACAUGUUCACCCACUUUGGACCAUCGACUGAUGUGUGUCUCACAGAGAAUGAAUCGACCCUUAAUAUUCUGCCUCAGUCAAAGAUUUGCUGGCUACGGGAGUGUGGUUGCUUCUGAGGUGACCACUUAUAGUCAGUUGGUUCAUACCAGAAGUAACAACAUGUUUUAUUCGUCCCAGACUCAGUAUUGUUGACACAAUGAACUUAAAUUGAAACUUAAUUUUUGCUACUUUUGUACUUUUAAUGUAACAUUUGAAUCUGACUGUCAUUUGCAAAGAGGACAAUUUAUUCCUUUGUCUUUGUUCAUUUAUAUUAAACUUGUAGAGUUUGAUCUCUGUCUCCCCCUUCUGGUAGUGGGAGUAAUUACAUAAACACUGUAAAAGCAUAUGCCUGCAGAUGAACCCCUGUCCAGGAACGGUUACAAAGAGAGACCUUUCCACAGUUCAAAGAUAAUAAUCUAUUAUUUAGAGAAUAAAUUCCAUCCAUCCA
Molecule: messenger RNA, 1746 nt
Organism: Mugil cephalus (flathead mullet)
Lineage: Eukaryota; Metazoa; Chordata; Actinopteri; Mugiliformes; Mugilidae
Product: 3-keto-steroid reductase/17-beta-hydroxysteroid dehydrogenase 7-like
Exons: 9
Coding region: 142-1161 (339 amino acids)
Biological process (GO): cholesterol biosynthetic process
Cellular component (GO): endoplasmic reticulum membrane
Molecular function (GO): 3-beta-hydroxysteroid 3-dehydrogenase (NADP+) activity; 5-alpha-androstane-3-beta,17-beta-diol dehydrogenase (NADP+) activity; estradiol 17-beta-dehydrogenase [NAD(P)+] activity
Source: RefSeq, a predicted model, not a curated record